AUGUCUGCAGAAUAUGUUGAACAUCGUUCUGACGCUUUCGACUCCGGGAAGACAUGGAAGAACGACUUCCGCGAAUAUAUACCACCUGCCGGUUCGAAUCCUUACAUGCGUCAUAAAAGACACCCUCGUAUACAUAGAUUGGACAAAGUCACCGUGCACUCCUACUCAAGAGAUGUCUUGAGUAGGCCUCGACCCCAAAGUCUGUUUGCACCGUGGUAUCAGAACUGGGAGAAGCCUUUCAUUGGGAUCACAUGUGAUAACACCAAGAUCCGAGAUUUGUACUCGGUAAAGGAGGAGGGAGCUCCAACUUCUGAGAUGGUCGCUGCUGCGGAAACCCUACUUUCCAGCUUCUCGCCAGACGAGUUAUUCAAGUGUUGCUUCGACAUUGACAGUGUUGAAUGGCGAAAGUGGGCCAAUCCCGAGAUCAUGUUUAAUGACAUUGGCAUCCGCCUGGAAGCCAUGGAUCCAAGGAAGAGGGAUCUUGUGUUAGAUCUAUUGCGUUCAAGUCUCAGUCCCAACGGAUUCGAAAAGGCACUGGGUGUUAUGAGGACGAAUCAGUUUUUGGGAGAAUUAGUAAAUGCGAAACCGAUUUUGAAUGAGUAUAGUUAUCACUUUCUCCUCUUUGGCCAGCCAUCGGUGGCAACGCCUUGGGGCUUCUUACUCUUUGGUCAUCAUCUCUGUUUGAGUGUCUUCGUUCUUGGGAAGCAGAUGGUGAUAAGUCCAAUGUUUGUCGGUGCAGAGCCUAAUGUCAUCGACAGCGGGCCGUACAAAGGCACAGCGCUCUUCCUCCCCGAAUCCGAGUUGGCCCUCAAGCUCAUGCAAUCGCUGCCACCAGACCUUCAAGCGGUAGCCCAGAUAUACAAGAAAAUGCACGACCCAGCCAUGCCGGAAGGGCGAUGGCAUCCCGCAGAUCAGCGUCAACUGUCGGGGGCUGCUCAAGACAAUCGAGUGAUUCCCUACGAGGGUGUACUUGCCAUCUCAAUGCCCUCAGCACAACAGGACUAUCUCCGUUCUAUUAUCGCCACCUAUAUGGGCAUUCUACCCAGUGGGCCUUUCAACGCACGCAUGGCGCAGAUUCAAUCACACUGGCCCGAAACCUAUUUCUCCUGGAUCGGCGCCUUCGGCGAAGAGGACCCCUUUUACUACCGUAUUCAGAGUCCUGUCGUACUCAUCGAAUUCGAUCACCAUGCAGGUGUGUUCCUGCUGAACGCGGAACCGUCCAAAUGUCAUGUUCACACGAUAAUACGGAUGCCUAAUGGGGGUGAUUAUGGAAGAGAGUUACUAGGGGCCUGGCGAAGCCAAAAGUACUACUAG
Molecule: messenger RNA, 1314 nt
Organism: Exophiala viscosa
Lineage: Eukaryota; Fungi; Ascomycota; Eurotiomycetes; Chaetothyriales; Herpotrichiellaceae
Exons: 7
Coding region: 1-1314 (437 amino acids)
Source: RefSeq, a predicted model, not a curated record